UCUGCUGCUGAACCGGUGAUCAGGGAGUCUGACGGCUGCCUCUCUCCAUCCGCUCACUGUCUGGAGCCUUCUUACCUCACUGAAGAUCACGUUUUUACAGCGUGAACAGGAGGAGGACUAGCAGGAUUUAUCAGUGUGUGUGUGUGUGUGCAUAAAUGCAUCUGUCUGUGUUUGUAUGAGAGCUGUUGAGAGGGACAGAGUGAGAGGGAGAUAGAGGUAAGGAGGUAGGGAGGGAGAGAGAGUAGGCUGUAAGCCUGGCUCUGAUUUGCCCUUGGACUGUACUGUAAGUCUGGCUCUAAUUUGCUCUUUGGACUGUACUGUAAGCCUGGCUCUGAUUCGCCCUUGGACUGUACUGUAAACCUGGCUCUGAUUCGCCCUUGGGCUGUACUGUAAGCCUGGCUCUGAUUCGCCCUUGGACUGUACUGUAAGUCUGGCUCUAAUUUGCUCUUUGGACUGUACUGUAAGCCUGGCUCUGAUUCGCCCUUGGACUGUACUGUAAACCUGGCUCUGAUUCGCCCUUGGGCUGUACUGUAAGCCUGGCUCUGAUUCACCCUUGGACUGUACUGUAAGUCUGGCUCUGAUUGGCUCCUGGGACUACACUGUAAGCCUGGCUCUGAUUCAUCCUUGGGACUACAUUGUAAGCCUGGACCUGAUUCAUCCUUGGGACUAUACUGUAACCUUGUCUCUGAUUGGCUCUUGGACUGUACUGUAAGCCUGGCUCUGAUUGGCUCUUGUGCUAUACUGUAAGCCUGGCUCUGAUUGGCUCUUGGACUGUACUGUAAGCCUGGCUCUUGGGCUGUACUGUAAGCCUGGCUCUGAUUUGCUCUUGGCUGUACUGUAAGUCUGGCUCUGAUUUGCUCUCUCACGGGAAGCCCAUGCUUUGGAGAGGACAGCAGCCAUGCUCUGUGGACUGAAGAAAGAUGUGAAAAAGCACAGCACCGAUGAUGGCUCAUAUUCCAAGACAGGCAAGGAUUCUGGGGGGCCGGACCAUGCCCUGUCGCCACGGAAACACAGCGUCCCAGAACUUCGGGGCGUCACGACCGUGGAGCUGAUGAAGAAGGAGGGGGGCACCCUGGGACUCACCAUCUCUGGGGGGUCUGACAAAGACGGGACGCCGCGUGUGUCCAACCUGCGCCCGGGUGGGCUGGCCGCCAGGAGUGACCAGCUGAACGUGGGAGACUACAUAAAGUCUGUGAACGGUAUUAACCUGUCCAAGCUGCGGCACGAGGAGAUCAUCGGCCUGCUGAGGAACGUGGGCGAGCGCGUGGUGCUCCAGGUGGAGUACGAUCUGCCCCCUGCUGCCACAGACGGGUCCCAGGGUCUCAUCCCAAAGACGGUGGACAUUCGGCUGCAGAAAGAGGGGAAGAGCUUUGGUUUUGUGCUGAGAGGAGGCUCUCAUGAAGAUUGGCAAAGGUCACGCCCCCUAGUGGUGACUUAUGUGAGGCCAGGUGGACCAGCAGACAGAGAGGGCACUCUAAAAGCGGGGGACCGUGUGCUGAGGGUGGAUGGGGUCCCCCUGCACAGUGCCAGCCUGGCUGAUGCUCUGACGGUGCUGGGCCAGUGUGGACAGGAAGCUCUGUUCCACAUCGAGUAUGAUGUCACUGUCCAGGACUCGGUGAGCAGUUCCUCGGGGCCCCUGAUGGUGGCGAUAUCUCGGACCCCAGGGGCAGCGCUGGGGGUCAGCCUGGCGACAGCCACCCACAGGGCCAAGCAGGUGAUCGUCAUCGAGAAGAUCAAACCGGCCAGUGUGGUGGACAGGUGCGGGGCGUUGCGUGUGGGGGACCACCUCCUGUCCAUCGACGGGACGAGCACGGAACACUGCACCCUGCUGGAGGCCAAUCAGCUGCUGGCCAGCACCGGCGACCACGCCCAGCUGGAGAUCCUGCCUGUGCACCAGGUCAGGCUGAGCAGCGUGCCACAGGACACAGUGAGAAUUCAGAAGAGUGACCACCAUCACUGCUGGGACCCCUGUGUACACUACUGCCACGCCCCACAUCCUGGAAAUUGCAAGACACCUGCAUGGACCUCUGCCGGCAACAUCCCCGGCAACAUCCCUGGCAACCAGGACUGCUGCAAGUCCCUGGUUUCCAGCAGCUUCUCUCCAGCCUCCACCAGCGCCUCGGGUCCGACCACCCAGAGCCCCUCCACCCUGCCCCGCCCCCCUCACCCCUCUACCCUGCCCCGCCCCCCGAUCCCCCCCAGCCCCCGUCACGCCCCCGCCAAGAGGAGGCACAAGAAGAAGGAGCACAGGAGCUCAUUGUCUCUGGCCUCCAGUAUUGUGGGUUUGGGGGGGCAGGUGGUUCACCCCGAGACGGCGGAGGUUACCCUGCGGGGGGACCCCCUCAGCGGGUUUGGGCUGGUGCUGCAGGGGGGCGUGUUCGCCACAGAGAGCCUGGCUGCCCCCCCUCUGAUCCGCUUCAUCGAGCCGGACAGCCCGGCAGAGAGGUGUGGCCUGCUGCAGGUGGGGGACCGCCUCCUGUCAAUCAACGGAAUCCCCACUGAUGACGGAACCCUGGAGGAGGCCAAUCAGCUGCUGCGGAACGCCGCUCUCACCAAGAAGGUCACGCUGGAGGUGGAGUUUGAUGUGGCAGAAUCGGUGGUUCCCAGCAGUGGUACAUUCCAUGUGAAGCUGCCCAAGAAAAAAGGGGUGGAGCUUGGAAUCGUCAUCAGUGCAAGCAAGAGGAAAGGAGAGGCACUCAUCAUAUCUGACAUCAGGAAAGGGAGCAUAGCUCACAGGACGGGCACGCUGGAGCCGGGGGACCGGCUCUUGGCGAUUGACAGCGUGCGCUUGGAGAACUGCUCCAUGGAGGACGCGGUGCAGAUCCUACAGCAGACUGAGGACCUGGUCAAACUGAAGAUCCAGAAAGACGAGGACAACUCCGAUGACCCGGAGCUCUCAGGCUGCAUCAUCUACACGGUGGAGCUGAGGAGGUACGGGGGCCCGCUGGGCAUCACCAUCUCCGGCACCGAGGAGCCCUUCGACCCCAUCGUCAUCUCCGGCCUGACCCGCCGGGGCGUGGCCGAGAGGACUGGAGCCAUACACGUGGGCGACUGCAUCCUGGCCAUCAACAGCGUGAGUCUGAAGGGGAAGCCGCUGAGCGAGGCCAUCCACCUGCUGCAGGCGGCCGGGGAGACCGUCACACUCAGGAUCAAGAAGCAGACUGACAUCUCAGAAAAAGGAGGCAGGAAGUUGCCGGGUCUGUCGUCCGAGCUGAGCGACCGCGAGGAUGAUGUCACGGAGUUCCCCAAAACGGACAAGCUGUCGGACGCCUACUCCACCGUCCCGAGCCUGGACUCCGCCGCUGAGUCCUGGGACAGCUCCGGGAUCGACGCCGGCUACGGCAGUCAGGGAACAAGCAUCCACCAAGCAGCAGGCCUGCCCAUAAAUCAGCAGGACUGGCGCAGCACCAAGCACAGGAUCAGCUCGCCCCCUGCUGGCCAGAAGAAGACCUACCCCCUCAGUGACGGGGGGUUCAGUGAGGAUGAGUGGGAUAAGCCAUCAGGAUGCACCGGCCGGCCGGCCCGGAACUCGCUGGGGCCCGAUCCGGAUGACGGGUUCUGGAGCCGAGCGCUGGAGGACCUGGAGACCUGCGGCCAGUCCGAGCUCCUGAGGGAGAUCGAGGCCUCGAUUCUCAGCGGGAGCGUGCUCAGUCUGGGUGUGGAGGGGGACCGGUUGAACCAGGAGCCCGUCCGGCCAGAGAGGGCGGGGCGCAGGUCGGACAGGACCUGGGGGUCCCGCCCAAUCGAGGAGGAGGUGCAGGACAUCACGUCCCCCACGCCCCUGGAGCUGCUGAAGGUGACUGUGCUGAAGGACCCAGACUGUGGUGAUUUUGGGUUCAGUAUAUCAGAUGGAUUCCUGGAGAACGGCGUCUACGUCAAUAUGAUUCGCCCUGACGGUCCUGCUGACCGCGCUGGCCUGCAGCCCUACGACCGCAUUCUACAGGUAAAUCACAUUCGAACCCGGGACUUUGACUGCUGCCUGGUCGUGCCCCUCAUCACCGAGUCCGGGAGCAAACUGGAGCUGGUCCUCAGCCGGAAUCCGCUGGUUCAGGCGGUGAUGGGGCAGCCCCUGGACUGCGAGGACCCCUCUGCUACAGGGCACAAUGCCAGCACUGUCCACCUCUGACUGGGAGGUCAAGGGUCAAAGGUCACGUCCACUGACUGUGACGCACACUCACCCCAGGACAGUGCACAGGUGUACCCCCCAUUCCCCUCUCACCCCAGGACAGUGCACAGGUGUUCCCCACCAUUCACCUCUCACCCCAGGACAGUGCACAGGUGUACCCCACCAUUCCCCUCUCACCCCAGGACAGUGCACAGGUGUACCCCACCAUUCACCUCUCACCCCAGUACAGUGCACAGUACGCCAUGGUUUUGUUCAGCUGAACUCCAGAGCCUGCUGCUGUCCUCUGUCACCUUACUGGAUGCUGUCCAGCUCGUUUUUCACCAUUCUUCUCACGGUUAUACUUCACUUUUCAUUUUUACGCACAAGCUCGUUUAGUUCACUGUUUUUCAGUUUUUACGCACAGCACUGGAAAAAUGUUUUCUCCCCAGAUUGUUAGAUUUUGUCGCAGUCUUGCCGUGCGUUAGACGGAUCGGCACGUCACAUCUUUUCCACCCGUUUCACCCCCCCCCCCCCGCACCAUGCGCCGGUCUGCCGCUCCUCCGCUCAGCUUCACGCUCCACAAACAUGGUUUGUUUUGGGAUUUCAUUUAUCUAAUUCAUCUCACACGGGCGCCGGGAAACUUACCUGCUCCUUUUUUUCCGGUUUAUUCCGUCCUGCUGGCUUUCUGUACACUGGGGGUGUUGGGUUGGGGUCUGUCCUGCUGGCUUCCUGUACACUGGGGGCGUUGGGUUGGGGUCCGUCCUGCUGGCUUUCUGUACACUGUGGGUGUUGGGUUGGGGUCCGUCCUGCUGGCUUUCUGUACACUGGGGGCGUUGGGUUGGGGUCCGUUCUGGGCUCAGACUGAAGAGGCCUGUUGAGCUAUCAAGCCAGUCAUGUGACUGCUGGGCACAAGUCAAAGAUCAUGGGAAAUUGCUUUCUUUUCUUUUUUUUUAUUUUU
Messenger RNA from Anguilla rostrata (American eel), 5063 nucleotides. Its product is annotated as glutamate receptor-interacting protein 2-like. The record is from RefSeq and is a predicted model, not a curated record. NCBI's taxonomy places the organism in Eukaryota, Metazoa, Chordata, Actinopteri, Anguilliformes, Anguillidae. Bases 899 to 4126 code for a protein of 1075 amino acids. Gene Ontology annotation, biological process: neurotransmitter receptor transport, endosome to postsynaptic membrane. Gene Ontology annotation, molecular function: protein binding. The transcript is spliced from 25 exons.